GCAGCGUGAAUUAACGGGGCUUCCCAAGACGAAUGUUCCGUGCUCAAAUUGCAGAAUGGAGACGGAGCCAGUUCUCCACCAGCAGCUACCCUCCGCAUACCGCUCAUUGCAGCCGCAAACUCCUCAAGCAAUCCAGCAUGGCCAGCCGCAUCUGACCCACCAUACUCUUGCAUCUCAGGCUGGUCUUGAUCUAUCGGGCCUCGAUGACAAUGACCCAGUCUUCCACCAGGAUCUUCGAUUACAAGACCCAAAUGGGCAUGCUUUCCAAUCUCCACAUCCUUUUGAUCGAAAUCAUGGGCAUCAGUCUAUGCAGGUUCAAAACAAUAGCAGCCCACAUACCCCUCAUCAGACCAGCACCAACAAUGGUGGGCAAUUCGGCAUCUUGACGACUGGUCCUAUCCAACAUAAUUCAAUUGGUAGACUCCAGCAAGAAGAGGAUAUAUUCGCUUCACCAGAUGGAUCAGAUCAAAAGAGCAAUGGCCAUCUCAGCACAAAAAUUGUUGUUGACCCCCCCAAUCUUGCGGAGUGGCGUCAAAAGCUGUUCAAUGUUGAUGAGAUAAUUACCCUCAGUGAAGAAGAGUUCGAAACAUAUUUUCCCCAUGUCGACAAUGUCUACUCCCAUCGAUCUACCCAGCGUUACAAGAGAAAACCGUUCGUAUCCCAUUACUGGGAUUGCCGGCUGAAGGGACGUCCACCAGGGACUCCAAAGUCUGACGACCCAAAUAAAAAGAAGCGCAAGCGCACUGCUCGAGAACGCGAUCUCUGCGAUGUUAAGAUCAAAAUAACGGAGUACUUUCCGGGUGCUAUGUUGCGACCAGACUUUGUCCCUGACGGAGGACAACCAGAUCCUCAGUCGAAUAACUUCUUUGCGCCAGGACAACCAGGAGGGCAGGCAAUACAGCAGCAACAGCAGUUUUCUAUGAUGCCUGUUAAUAGCGGUAUUCCUCCUAGUCAUCCAGGGGCUAACGGUCAGCGAUACUAUACAAUCCAGCGGGUCAACGGCAAUGGUGGGAACGGCAAAGGCGACGGUGUUGCAGGCCCACAUAAGCAUCCAUUAUCAGAGAGCGAUCGCGUCAAGAAGAAUAGUGUACAGCGCUAUCUGAUGAAGAAGGAUAAAGACGAGAAGAAGACACAGAAGACUUAUCACAAGAAGGCCAGUGGAAAUGCUUUAGUUACUGUCAGAAAACAUUCUAAAGAGUACGAGUUGAAAUUAUUUGGAAGUUGCUUUUGUCCAUUCGUGCAGCGUGUCUGGGUUGCAUUGGAAGCCAAGGGUCUGCAGUAUCAAUACGUUGAAGUCGACCCAUAUAAAAAGCCACAGGCCCUUCUAGAUGUCAACCCUCGAGGGUUGGUUCCUGCAAUCCGCCAUGGCGAUUGGGGAUGUGGUGAAAGUACGGUCUUGAUGGAAUAUCUGGAAGAUCUUGGUAUUGGUCAACCUCUUCUGCCGCAGGGUAACCCUCAGCUGAGAGCUACCUGCAGACUUUGGAGCGAUCACAUCAAUCGUAACAUCGUUCCCGCUUUCUACAGUGUUCUACAAGCUCAGGACUUUGUCACUCAAGCAGAGAACACGAAGAAGUUGCAAGCAGAAAUCGCCAAAUUAGUUAAAGUUUGCGACCCGCAAGGACCUUUCUUCCUCGGGUCACAAUUGUCAUUUGUCGACAUCCAAUUCGCACCCUGGAUGAUUCGGCUCAGCCGGGUUCUGAAACACUAUCGGGCUUGGCCAGAUCCAACACCUGGUAGUAGAUGGGGACGCUGGAUGGACGCUGUGGAAAAUAAUGAGCAUGUGAAAGCGACCACGAGUCUAGACGAGCUUUACAUCGAUAGUUACGAACGUUAUGCCCAAAAUCGUCCAGAUACAUCAGAGCUUGCGAAUGCAAUUAACGGCGGAUACGGUUUACCAUGAAUUGGGAUUUAUAGGGAUGUAAGGGCCUCUUGCGGUGUUCUGGUAAGGAGGUGGGGUUGUCGGGAGUCUUGGAAGGAGUAUGGAAGGAGUAUGGACGUGUACUUAUUACCGCUAUUAUCGCUGAAAGGAACGUGAGAGGAUCUGUCAGGAUAGUAUCAAGGAAGGGCAAUGAAUGGUAACGAAUAGUACAGGAUACGACCUUAUAGAUGGAAA
Messenger RNA from Amorphotheca resinae ATCC 22711, 2113 nucleotides. RefSeq lists its product as hypothetical. Gene Ontology annotation, cellular component: cytoplasm. The record is from RefSeq and is a predicted model, not a curated record. The transcript is spliced from 6 exons. Lineage: Eukaryota; Fungi; Ascomycota; Leotiomycetes; Helotiales; Amorphothecaceae. The coding region runs from base 56 to 1900 and encodes 614 amino acids.